AUGUUGUAUUCUAUUCGUGAAAGCGAAGCUGAAGGCAAUAUAUCAACAGAUUCAUAUACUGCCAACAAAUCUCUUAAUCAGGAUACUAUUUUUACAAAAAAGAGUUCCAGUAAAUCAUUACCAAAAAGACAAAAAGAUUUAGAUUAAGAAAUAUAAAAUUUGAAUAAUGUUAUAACUUAAUUGAGAAAGGUAGAAAAUUUACUUCUCAGUUAAAUCAAAGAUCUAAAAAAUUAAUUAGAAGUUCAAUACAAAAACUCUAAUAAAGAUCAAGAAUGUAUAGAUGAAUUAAAUAAAGAACUUAAUCAAUUAUCAAAUAAAUUACAUCAUGAGAUUAUGCACAAUAGUUAAUAAUAAAAAUCUAAUAUUGAGUUACAAAAGUCGAUUCUUAAACUUGAACAAGAUCUAAUUACAAGUAAUUAAAAAAAUUAAGAUAUUUCAGAAGAAUUGCAAAUCAUAAAGUAUUAUUAUAUUAAGGAAGAUCUAAAUAUUCCCAUGAACAUAAAUUUGUUGAAUCAUUAUUGCAUAUGGUGAUUAGUUGCCAUCCUGAAAAUUCUUUUAGAGAGUAGCCAUCAUUAAAGUAAGCCUGGAAAUGGUUGAAAUCCAUUCUAUCUGAUUAUUUAUCACUCAAACAAAAAACUAGAAACUAUUAAGAAGGCUCUAGUCAAAGUUCUAGUUCCACAAAUAAAUGA
Messenger RNA from Paramecium primaurelia, 689 nucleotides. The record is from the annotation of a GenBank genome assembly. NCBI's taxonomy places the organism in Eukaryota, Ciliophora, Oligohymenophorea, Peniculida, Parameciidae.